This is a messenger RNA of Apaloderma vittatum (bar-tailed trogon), 912 nucleotides long. RefSeq names its product oxidative stress responsive serine-rich 1 (gene OSER1). The transcript is spliced from 4 exons. The record is from RefSeq and is a predicted model, not a curated record. The coding region runs from base 1 to 912 and encodes 303 amino acids. Lineage: Eukaryota; Metazoa; Chordata; Aves; Trogoniformes; Trogonidae. Gene Ontology annotation, biological process: cellular response to hydrogen peroxide.
AUGGACCUGGGAGCCAAAGACGAAGAGGAGGAGAGUCUGCAAACGGCUUUCAAAAAGCUUGGCGGGACCUGCAUGUGCAGGCGUUACUGUAACGUGGCAUUUCCCUUUUUACUCAGAUGUAUUGCAGCGCUGUGUGUGGGCGACGGGACGGUUCUCAGAACACCCAUAAGAGCAGCUGUGGAUGGAGCCAAGCAACAGACUGUCUGCUCGAAGGAAACGUGGCAUGGGAGCAUGAGAAAGCCUUCCAGAGGAUCGGCACGAGUCCCACGUCGCAGGCGCUCCAAGUCUCCCGUCCUGCACCCUCCGAAGUUUACGUAUUGCAACAUGAAAGCCAACAGCCAGCUGAAACACAGAGCCCAGGCAGACACGUCGAAGAGUAGCGUCAGUUCAGGCGUUUUUGUUACAGCAGAACACGGUACGAAGGACAGGCACAAUUCUCACUUCAGGGCCAGUGAUGACCGAACUGAACCUUUGGAAGCUUUCACCCUCAAAGAGCCUCUGGAGAAGUCAAGAGAGAAUUGCCCUACUCUGCCCUCAUCCUUUGAAACUAGCUUGCACUCUGGCCGAAACUCAGAUUUCCAGUCCUUAUCCAUGCUCAGCAACGGCAAGCAGUGCCCUUGUACGGACAAGACAUGCCAGUGCAAGCAGUGGCGAACCAUGGAGGUGUACUCUUUCUCUGGCUUGCGGAGCGUCCUGUCGGAAUGUGAAAAAGCAAUCCUGGGAGUCCACGCCCAGUCUCUGCAGAAUAGAUCCCCUUGUGGGACAGCCUCGUCGGGCUCCCCUAGAUCUUGUUCUGAGCAAGCUCGAGCCUUUAUGGAUGAUGUGACUAUAGAAGAUCUGUCAGGAUACCUGGAAUACUACUUAUAUAUUCCCAAGAAAAUGUCUUACAUGGCAGAAAUGAUGUAUACUUGA